This is a messenger RNA of Centropristis striata (black sea bass), 1121 nucleotides long. RefSeq names its product high choriolytic enzyme 1-like. The coding region runs from base 219 to 1004 and encodes 261 amino acids. The transcript is spliced from 8 exons. The record is from RefSeq and is a predicted model, not a curated record. Lineage: Eukaryota; Metazoa; Chordata; Actinopteri; Perciformes; Serranidae. Gene Ontology annotation, biological process: proteolysis. Gene Ontology annotation, molecular function: zinc ion binding; metalloendopeptidase activity.
UAUAUCUGCUAAGGGUGGACCUCAUCAACGUGAAAAAUCAACUCUACGUUUAUGGAGCUUUAACAAGGUAAAUAUGAAGCUUUAUGUGCAGGAUUAAGGCGGUAAUGCCCCGCGUACGUUCUGCUGCUAUAAAAGAGUCGACCUGAGCCCUGAAGAGCAUCUCAUCUCCAACCUUCCUCCCUGAAAUAAACAGCUGAAGCCUGCAGAUUGUUGGUAACAUGGCCGUGAUGAAGUGCAUCCUGGGCCUCCUGGUCCUGUUGGCAGUCUCAGCCUGGACCGAGGCACAGGGCGACCCGACCGUCACAGAGCAGCUGGAGAACGCCAACAAGGACCUCGGACGUGACCGUGACGGUAUCGAGGUCAUCGGCGACAUCGCCGUGUCCCGUCAGGCCUACACCAGGAACGCCGACCCCUGUGUGCGCCGCGGCUGCAUGUGGCCCAAAGCCACCGAUGGAAAGGUUUACAUUCCCUACGUCAUCGCCAACCACUACAGUACUCAGGAGUUGAACAUCAUCAACAGAGGCAUCAACUCCUUCUCCUACUCCACCUGCAUUCGCUUCUACCCCCGGAGAAACGAGAGGGACUUCCUCUACAUCCAGUCUCUGGACGGGUGCUACUCCUACGUGGGUCGCCAGGGGAACGCCCAGACUGUGUCUCUGAGCCGCCGGGGCUGCAUUUACCACGGGACGGUGCAGCACGAGCUGCUGCACGCUCUGGGCUUCAACCACGAGCAGUGCCGCUCCGACAGGGACCAGCACAUCCGGGUUGUGGAGCAGAACAUCCUCAAAGGUCAAGCUUACAACUUCAACAAGAUCGACACUCUGAACCAGGGGACUCCGUACGACUACGACUCCGUCAUGCACUACGGCAGACUGGCGUUCUCCAAGGACAACCAGAGCCCGACCAUGGUGGCCGUCCCCAACCCCAGGUCCGUGUUCGGCACGGCCACGCAGAUGAGCCGCAACGACAUCAACCGCAUCAACCUGCUGUACUGCAGCAACUAGAUCAUCAGAUGUUGUUUGGUAUUCUGACAGAUAACUUUAACUAUAUCUAUUCCACUUUUACUCUCCAUUUGAUUGUUCCUAAACAGGGAAAGUCUGGAUUCGUUUGAGUGAAGGACU